Messenger RNA from Raphanus sativus (radish), 1958 nucleotides. RefSeq names its product 40S ribosomal protein S28-2. The record is from RefSeq and is a predicted model, not a curated record. Gene Ontology annotation, cellular component: ribosome; cytosolic small ribosomal subunit. The coding region runs from base 21 to 1157 and encodes 378 amino acids. Gene Ontology annotation, biological process: translation; protein methylation; maturation of SSU-rRNA. Lineage: Eukaryota; Viridiplantae; Streptophyta; Magnoliopsida; Brassicales; Brassicaceae. The transcript is spliced from 4 exons. Gene Ontology annotation, molecular function: structural constituent of ribosome; protein methyltransferase activity; nucleic acid binding.
UAGAGGCAAAAACCUUGAGGAUGAUAAGAAGCUUUCGGUUUACCUCUUUGCUCUCUGCCGCUAAACCUCUUCGCUCCUUCGCUUGCUCAUCUUCUCCGGCGAUAGAGCCACCGCAAUGCUCGUCGUCUUCAUCAAUUUCUCUCCGUAUCACUCAUCCCAAAACUCCGCUGUUCCUUAGAGCGCCGUCGCACGCAGCUCCUUUGUCGGAGGUUUGGAAAUGGCACGGCUGGGCGAAAGAUCUCGCCUCCUCCGUAGAUGAUAACUCUUCUCCCGAGGACGAAGACAGCCUAGACUCCAUCCUCCUCCUCCGCGAGCUGAAAUGGCUGAUCGAAGACUCGAUCGAAGCCUCCGAUCAUCAUCAUCCGGUGAUCAUCACCGGAACGGAGACACCGCGCGGCGACGACGGAGAGAAGAAGAGUGUGAAGCUGAGAGCGUCGCUGGAGGAGCUGUACGAUCUAUGGCGUCAGAGGAUCGAGAAGCGGCGGCCGUUUCAGUACGUGGUGGGAUGCGAGCACUGGAGAGAUCUGGUGCUGUGCGUGGAGGAAGGCGUUCUCAUCCCGAGGCCGGAGACGGAGCUGGUCGUGGAUAUGGUCGAGGAGGUGGUGAGGGGAGACGAGUGGUUUAAGAGAGGGGUUUGGGCUGAUUUGGGAACGGGAAGCGGCGCGAUUGCGAUCGGCGUUGCGAGAGUUUUGGGCGGUUGUGGGAGAGUUAUCGCUACAGAUCUCAGCCACGUGGCGAUCGCUGUUGCCGGGAACAAUGUUAGAAGAUACGGCCUUGAGGGAAUGGUUGAGGUAAGAGAAGGGUCUUGGUUUGAGCCAUUGAAAGAUGUUGAGGGAAAGCUUGUGGGGCUUGUGAGUAAUCCACCGUACAUACCGAGUGAUGACAUUCCAGGUUUACAAGCUGAGGUUGGUAGACACGAACCGAGGCUUGCAUUGGACGGUGGUGUUGAUGGGACUGAUAGUCUUCUCCAUCUUUGUGAUGGGGCUUCCCGGAUGCUUACAAGCGGUGGCUUCUUUGCUUUCGAGACCAAUGGAGAGAAGCAAAGCAAGAUGAUCGUGGAUUACAUGACCAGUAAUCUCAAAGACAGUUUCUCUGGUGUGAAGAUAGUUUCUGAUUUUGCUGGAAUCGGUCGGUUCGUGACUGGCUUCCGCCUCUGAGAUUUUACGCAACUUGCUAUAGUGUCAUUUCCCUAUAAUAUAUGUGUACUAAUUGAGCUACAUGAUGUAUGGAUUUGUGAAAUUAUUUUUUUCCUCAAAAUCAUGAACUGAGUUUCACGGAGGAAUCUUGUUUAUUUGUCAAUAUCAAGAUGCAAGGAGUACAAAAAUAACAGCUUUUCAAAUUGAUAAAUCAUAUAAUAGUAUAAAAUCAUUGGUAAUAACUUGUGAUUAACAGCUAUAAAUCAACUACACCAUGUAAUUUUCCUUAUAGUUGUAAUACGAAUGUGGGCUAUAAGAAGCCCAUAGUAGUUUACUUAAGCAUGUAGAUGUGGCCCAUUCAUGCUUUAUAUAGUUCAUCAUCACUCAGCUUCAUGUGUUUAGGUUUUCUAGCAGAAUCGAUUUCACGUAAGCUCCCGCCGCCUCCUUCUACAGAAUGGAUUCUCAGAUCAAGCACGCCGUGGUCGUUAAGGUCAUGGGGAGAACUGGUUCUCGUGGUCAGGUGACUCAGGUUAGAGUCAAGUUCACUGAUUCGGACCGUUUUAUCAUGAGGAAUGUGAAAGGACCGGUGAGAGAAGGAGACAUCCUAACUCUUCUCGAGUCCGAGAGAGAAGCCAGAAGACUCCGUUGAUUCCAUAUGCCCAUUUCUCUAUGAAAGUGUUACCAAUAUUUACAUUUUGAUGAUGCCCUCUUAUGUUUAUUGACCUUAUGGUUGUUUUUUUUUUUGUCUAAGAAAUACUCUGUUUUAAUUACUCGAGUUUGCUAAGACAAUGUUUGGAUCUAGAAAUGAAUCUUUUUCAAAUA